AUGUCCAAUGGAGCCCCGUCGCAGCAGCAGAUGGGGUCUGCUUUGGCCGAGACGAUCAUCGACUCGCAGGUGGCCGACCAGCUGUCGCAGGCGUGCCCAUCAUACAUCUCGAUGGUCCAGCACAGCCCAGUGUUCCCCCUCUUCCUGGCGGAACUCAGAACAUCGGCCAGCAGCAUAUGCAGCAGACGACAGCCAUUCAACAUGCAGGCAUACAUCACCAAUGACAUGCGGCUCGGCCUGGAGUGCUCCAUUGCGACGGCCCAGUCGAAUGUCAACACCUCCCUUGGCCAGCUCGCCAACAAUGUCACCUCGUCCCACUCGGAGUUCAGCAGGCAGAUGGAGCAGCGCAUCAGCACGGUGGAAACGACCCAGCUGCAGAACGGCGCGCGGCUGGACAAAGUGGACCAGCAGCUGGCGCAGAUUCGCGAAGAGCUCCGCCUUCGGCAGCUGGUGCGCCCAGGGUCCAGCACGUUCGACAGACAGAUCGACACGCCCAUCGUGGCGGUUCGCGCCCAAGCGUUGGUGUCACAGGCUGCAGUCGAGCAAGGCCUGGCUGGCUGGCUCAAGGACUGCAACAUCGGCGGCGGCGAAUGGAAGUUCGACGAAUCCGACCCGACGUCCCAGAAGUAUACGCUCCGAUUCAAAGGCGACAAGCACGUGGCUGCCCGCAAGGUCUCACAGGUCCUGGGCGCCCUCAAAAUCUCAUCCCCUGGUGACAGAGGCUCUCCCCGGUGGAGAUCGUGCACGGCCGAAAGUAUCGCGGGCGGGCCCGCGGCCUUGUUCGCGGGCCCCGGCAAGAGCAUCUGUCAGAUCAAACGCGAGCUGGGCACGAAGAAGGCGAGAACGUUGUUACAGGACCUCCACCCGCUGUUUGCAGAUAAAUUCAAUGGGGAGGUUCUGGCGGGCGGGAAGCCCAUCCUCAAGAUCUGCCCGAUCGAGGGCCAGGAGAUCCCCGAGCUCCAGUUCGCCGACGACAACAUCGCGCCCGAGCAGAUGGCGCCGGCGAGGAUCAGGCAGGCCACCGCCGAUGGCUUCGGCACCCAGACGGAGACGCG
Messenger RNA from Prorocentrum cordatum, 1055 nucleotides. The record is from the annotation of a GenBank genome assembly. NCBI's taxonomy places the organism in Eukaryota, Dinophyceae, Prorocentrales, Prorocentraceae.